This is a messenger RNA of Episyrphus balteatus (marmalade hoverfly), 3159 nucleotides long. It is a transcript of the gene IntS8, whose product is annotated as integrator complex subunit 8. Gene Ontology annotation, cellular component: integrator complex. Lineage: Eukaryota; Metazoa; Arthropoda; Insecta; Diptera; Syrphidae. Gene Ontology annotation, biological process: snRNA 3'-end processing. The coding region runs from base 79 to 3105 and encodes 1008 amino acids. The transcript has 14 exons. The record is from RefSeq and is a predicted model, not a curated record.
AAUUCAACAAAUUUCUUUUCAGAAAUACGAAUUUUAUUUUUAAUUCAACUCAAAAUAUAAAUAAACAAAAUAUAAAAAAUGGAUGAUCCACUACGUCCAAAGGCAAUUCCCCUAGCUGCAGAAACAGUUUUAUGGUUUGAAUUUCUCCUCGACCCUAAUUUAUUAACAAAACAUCUUCACAAACCAAAUGCCGAGCCAAGCCCAAUAGAAUUAAUAAAUCAAUUUAUUGCAAUGUCACCUGAAAUGCAACAAAUUACCCAAAUCGAUCUCGUUGGUGAUACUGCUGCAGAUAUUCUACGCGGUAUUCCAGUUACACCAGGAACUGGGAGUAUAAUUCCAUCAGGAGACACAAUUCGAUUGACCAGAAAACAAUUUGCUUUAAAGAUACUUACCUUGAAGGUUGCGACAUUUCUUCGAUGGGAUUUGGAUCUCUUUGAGAAACAUCUAACUAAUAUCAGACAAGUUUCACUACUCAGAGAUUUGUGUACUAUUUGCUUUGGGAAGCCAGUUCCGAUUCCAAUUCCCUCAGAUUUCAAUACAACAGUCACUGCAGAAGGAAAUGAAAAAGCAUCAAAAUUUGCUUUGACAAUCUACCACCGUUGGGUCCUGCGUUUGCAAAUUAUCAAAGAUAUUGCCAACAAAGCCUUACGACCACAACUUCAUAAUAACUUUGUUCCCAUUGAGCCAAUGCAUCCUCCUUUCGGAGCCGACAUUCCCACUGAAACCAGCAUCGAAUAUCUCAAACAGCUCUGUCAAUCUUCUGAUCCCUUCUAUGUGUGUGCCAAUGACACCUUUGUUCUCAUUCAUCCCAACUCGGAAACCAAUUCGCAAAACUUUGAGGGCAUGAAGCAAAUAUCUCCAGCUGAAUUAAGAACCCAAAUCUUCUUCGAUUUUGUCAAUUUUUAUCUAUACACUAAGCAGUAUCGCCAUGCCCAAGAAGCUGUCAUAGAGUGUCGGAAGAAUCUUUUAGAAAUGAAAACCGAAUACAAUAAAAGACCUAAGACAGAAUUUAUAUUCUGUCAUUUAGAUGAAAAUGAAUUAGAGGGCUAUUUAAUGGCAUGUGGAGUAAGUGAUAGAUUAGUAUCGCUAAUGGAAAAAUUCAGUGCUUCUACAUUGAACAACUAUAAGGACAUCCUUGAAAUUCUAAAAGCUGAUAAUAAAUUUCGAGAAAUUCCUCUCGUUAAUCGAAGAAUUCUGGAAUUAGACAUUGAAGGAGCUAUUUCGCAGGGACUUCUAAAAGAAAAUCGAGAACUGGAGAUGAAAGUUGCUGCUCUUAAUGUCGUUCGUUGUAUAUUUGAAGAGGAAAAUGUAUUUGCCAGUGUAGAUUUCUUUGAAAAAUACAAGAACUUUAAUAAUUGCUUUGCUGCGAUAGCUGAUGGAAUUUUUGAUGUCCUAAAUCACUGUUCCCUAAGGGAUCGUAAUAAAGUGAAAGAAUUUCUAGUUGAUUGCAUUUUAAAACAUUCAAAUGGAAAACAAUUGCUUCAAAUAAUCGAGGUUAUUGGGUUGUUCUCGAGUCUAGAACUUGAAGACCUAAAAAGACAAAUAACCGAAGAAGAAAUCUUUGUACCAACGUUGGCAAUACAAACUGAUUGGAAGAUAACAGCAAGGAAUCGCAUCGAUCCAUCUGCUGUAGAUCGUAUUGAAGUUGGUUCAUUAGAAAGACAAUUGAUUUCAUGUUCAAAUGCCAAUGCUGUUCGAAAGCUUUUGGUUAAACUUGCUGCUACAAAUCCAACAAAGCCACUAUUUACUGUAAAUCCUAGCUGGCAAAUACCAACUCCAAUUAAUUCCCUCCUUAUGUCGAUGCCCAGAGGAUUUCUUCAAGAUUUUGCUUAUGUUCUUCUUGGAAAGGCUAGAGAAAUGGCUGCAAAGAAUGACUAUGUGGGGGCUGUCUCCAUGUUGAGUGUUCUUAAAUCAGAAACUCAACGUCAGGAACUCUCCAAUACGUCAUCUGUCGCAAAGCUAGGCAAACUUGUGAAUUGGGAAAUCCUUCUGAUACAAAUUUGUCAGUGUCUCGAAGAGUGGAAUAAAAAGACUCUUGAUUUGCAAUCACUUGGAAAUCGGUGCAAACAGUGUUUGAGUUCUCUGCAGAGUGGUGACAAUAUUAUACCAAGAAUAGAGAUCAUUGACCAUUGCACCAUUAUGCUGCUUAAUCUUAGUGAAUGGUCGACCCUGAUGUUUUUAGACAAAAGACUGCCUCAGCUUGAGUUGUCUCUAGCAUUUGCCACCACCUUCCUAGACAUGGAAAAAAUGAAAGGAACAAAAAAAGCAUGUCGAGAUGCAUGGGAUAUUGUAUUGCCAAUGUUUAGUAAUCAGACCAAAAGAGGAGGUGGUGGCAAUUCUAGAAACUCACCCAGUUUAGCAGUUAAUUCAGGAUUGACACCUUUCUUGAAACGAAUUCGUGAUCAAGGGUUAUUUUCUUUGGUUAUUUCACUUCUUGGUAAAAUUCACAACAUUCUUAAGGAUGAUGCUAACUAUGAACUGAAUGGGGAAUACAUUCAAUUGUGGCCAACAAGUAUAAGCAAUCCCUUAGGUUAUAGUAUUCGUUCAGUAUCGGAAACACUCAAUUGGCUCCUUAAAGAAGCCCUUAAAUAUUAUCCACAGGCAAUUACGUGGCUAAAGAUGAAAGGUGAUGUUGAAUUAGCAAUUGGUAAUAACGAGGCAGCAAUGAGAUGCUAUGUAAAUGCCUUAAUCACUGGAACUGAAUAUUGUACAAUCCCUCUGCAAAGAAUGAUUGCCGAUGAUUUUGUGAUAAGAAAAAUGAUUAGAUGUUGUUCGAAUUUGGGAUGUUAUAUGCAAGCUGCUGUUUUGUGUCAGUUCCUUGAUGAAAUCGAUUAUAGUUUGGCUUUUAAGAAUCUUACUGAGAAGUCUUCGAACUUUACCGAUGCUAUGGAUGCGUAUUACGGAUGCAUAUGGGAUACAACGCUUUUGGAGUUUAUUGUUAAUUUACAUGCUAAAAAGGGUGAAAAUACAAGAAAACUUGAAGCGAUAGCUGUAAUGAGUACCCUAGAACUUAAUGCCAACAACAAUGAUGAAAUAAAAAGAGAAGCAGCUGCAAUAAGAAAAUCAAAAUUCCUGCGAGCACUUGCAAAGCAGUAUUUACUUUAAAUAAUUUGUUUCGUAUGUGACGUGUUUUUGUAAGAAAUAAACAAUCAAAUAUAA